AUUCUUUUUUCCUUUUAUUUGGUUGUUUGUCUGGUUAUUUAUGCAUUUAAAUUAUAUAUAUAUCUAAUUAUAAGGCAUGAAUUUGUACAUAGUCGACAGUUGGGAGUAAGAAUAGCAUAUGAUACGAAUUUGGUGGACUUUCUAUGAUUACCUAUCCAAUGUGAACUCAUCAUGAAGUGGUACAAAUUUGUCGCAGAGUUGCUUAUUCCUCUCGUUCAGCUGGAGAUUGAAUGAGUAGUGAAUUAAUAAUUUCUGGUUGAGAUACUUGGAAAAAAAAUGUUGAAUGUAAACUCAAUAUGAAGCAAAGAAAUUCUAAAUCUCUCAUGUUAGCCUAUACUUGAUGAUACAUGCUCUUAUGCAAAUUUUGCCACCAACUGCAUACCUUGCUUGUAUAUAUAAAGCUUAGGACACCUAUUCUAGGUUUUUCUCUCUUUUUUAUCUUUUUGUAAAUACUUUUUGGCUGAGUGGUUGUGUUUCUAUUGUUCAAAGUGAAACUUAGUGAGUUGUAGCUGCGGCUUGUGAAAGUAUUGACGUGAAAGGUAAACCUUAGUCAUGAGACCACUACCAUUGAAGGUUGGCAAAGACUUAUGGAUAUGGAACACUACCCCUCCCUAUAAGCAUCGUAAAGUUUGGUGCAACUCUAAGGUUGUGAUAGCUUUGUAUAAUUGUGGUGGCGAGGCAAUGCCAUGAUUUUUCUGCCCUCCCCUCUCACAAAGUGUCUUGCUGGAAAGCUCUCACAAGAGCAAGCAUAAAUGGUAUUCCUGUAAGAGAUGUGGUGCAUGUAAACAUAUUUUUAUUUAGUCCAUAAAGUAGAGGUGAUGCACGAUCAUGUGAACAUUCCAAGUGAUUUUCAAAUUUCAUAGGCUUUGGGAAAGUUAAACUGAUAAAAUUUUUUGGUUCGUUGCUUGACCCUAGAUUGAUUUAAUUCAUGGAUUAUUGUAAGUAGUCAUAUCCUACUAAACAUUUUCUUGCCUCAAUCUGGAGAAGAUACAACUUAAAUUCGUUUUGGUACUAAACCAUUCUUUGCCCAGAAUAUAAAGAAGACACAAGCUAAGUUCCUCUUGGGAGCACAUGUUAUAUUACUUUAGGAAACCAUAGAUAAAGUCUGCUGUCCUACUUGCAAGUGCAUUUGGCCUUCCUGAAGAUUGUUGCUUUUAGAAUAAAUCAUGUAAGACAGAUUGAACUCAAGUUCUAAGCUUCUAUAACUAAGGUCUUUGAGCUUAAAAAUUGUGGUAAUCUUUUCCAUCUCAUAUAAAAUGUAUGUGUAUGAAUGUGCAAUGGAAUCAUGGCGAAGAAAAUUGAAUUCAUCUUAGGGUAAUCUAUGAUUCUAUAUGAAAGGGCUGUUUUGGUUUUGACAGCUCACAUGUAAAGGGUAGUGAGUGAGGAGCAUUUUGGCGUGAAAAGGACAGGGCAGAAACAGUUGCUUUAUAAGAAUGAUGGCUUUCAGACAUAAACAUUGGCCAGGGAUCUAAACUUUCUUGCACAGACUGGUCUGGUUUCAGUGGAGCAUCAAAUGCAAGAAAUAGGUUUGGCACCCAAAAGUUUUGGGGAUGUUAAAAAUGAUAAGAGUAAUUGACAUCCAAAUAAAAAAUAUUUACAAGUGAUACAUGUAUGAUUUCUGAAAAGAGAAACCCCUAAAUGGCUAACUGGCAUCUGCAAGGAGGUAGGAGGAGGAAGGGGAAAGACCAAGCGUCCUUGGUCAAUCAUUGCUUCUGUGCUGAUCUUCAUUUACGAUGGAGCAGUGUCAGUCUUCCUUCUGCUCCUUCUCCUUUGAUUUACUCUUUCUGGACUUUAUGAAGCAGAAACAUGAGCAGCAGGGAAAUUGCAACAAGAGCUUCAUGCCUUAUCUUUUCUGGAUGAUGGCAAUGUUCAGAAUACCAAAAUGUAUAGGGUGUUACAACCCUGUUUUCUCUUUUUAUUUGCUCUUGGAUUCUAUUCUGUCCUUGAAAAGAUGAAGAUGCCUAGCUUUUUUGUCGAGUGAGUGAUGCAUCUUUAUCUUUAUGUUGUAUGUACGUGUCUUCUAAACACUCUAAUGCCUUGUGAAAGAAAAGGUUCUUUUUCAGAAUUCCAGAAAAGAGAGUUACAUUUCAUUAUUUAAAUAAUUUUGCUUAGUUGAUUGGACUAAGCAUAAUGAUCAUAGUAUUGUAUACCAAUAUUUGUUCCUGUAUUUUUUUGGAUAGGUAGUUAUUAACCCUUAAAGGUGCACGAAGGAUGGAAUAACUUUGCCUUGCCGCUCAAAGUAAUGUGAUCUUUAGCAGAGAUGGUUUUCACUUUGUAUCUUCCUUGCCAUCCGUGAAGGGGUAGUUAUUUAUCAUCUUGAUCAUGGCGGAGUGGAAUCCUCAGAAAGUUCUUGAUAAGUAUGUUCAUGACUACAUGAUCAAAAAGAACAUGCAUGAGGCUGCUGAGAUAUUUGUCCAGGAGGAUAACCUUGGUGAACAUGCAGUUGCUAUUGAUUGUCCUGAGGGGUUUUUGAAAGAAUGGUGGUCUUUAUUUUGGGACAUAUACUGUUCUAGGCUUUCACAGGCCAAUGAAGUUGGUGCAGCGGAACCUUCUCCAGAGGAUAUAGUGCCACCAACCGGGAAUGUGCUACAAAAUAUCCCUCCUAUCAUGCCAAGGCCUAUUAUGCUGAGGCCACCAGUGAGUCAACAAACAACUAGGAACAAGCAGCAAAACCCCCUUGCUUCAUUGCCAAGGCCGCAAUUGAUUCAGCAGGCCCUGAAUUCAAUGCAAACAACCUUCCCUCUUCUGUCAAGGCUGGAAAUGAUCCAGCAGCCCGUGAAUGCAAUGCAAACACCCUUUCCUAUGCUGCCAAGGCCGGAAAUGAUCCAUCAGGCCAUGAAUGCAAUGCAAACACCCUUUCCUAUUCUGCCAAGGGCAGAAACAAUUCAGCAGGCCAUGGACGCAAUACAAACAUCCUUUCCCAUACUGCCAAGGCCAGAAAUGAUUCAGCAGGCCAUGAAUGUAAUGCAAGCAACCCGUCCUAUACUGCCAAGGCCAGAAAUCAAUCAACAGGUCAUGAGUGUGAUACCAAUGUCAAAGCUGGAUUUCUCUUCAAAUUUUGCUGUCGGUCGAGGAUUUGGUAUGCACUGUGGAGAAAUGCCAACUUUAUUCUCAAAAAUGUAUGACCAAGAGUAUCUGAAGUGUUCUUUUACAGAUUUAACUGCUAAUUUCCAGCUUCUUGAAGUUGAAAAAAUGACUCAAAUGCUUCCAUCUUCGAGCAACUUCAGCCGACAGCACCAAAUUCCAGAGGAGAUUCAGAGGCAAAAGAUGUUUGAGAAUAUUCAAGCACAGUUUGCCAGAGAUGGUGGACAUGGUUUAAAUCUUGAAACAUCCAAAGAUGCUGUCCCAGUACCUCAAGGAGCACCUCAGGCUGCAGUGCAAGAAAGAGAAGUUUUUGACGCUGGGAAGGGCAAAUCAGUCCAACAGAUUCCUGUUCACGAUCAUCUUUUGAGAGGUGUUGGCUCAUUUUCUCCUGGCAGGAGGCAACCAUACUUAUCAACUGUACCACUGCCAAACCAACAGCAACAAACUCCAGCAUUUGGAGCCCACUAUCAACAAUAUCAUUUAGCUAAACCAGAAGUGCAGAACUCCGGAAGACUGACAUUACCUGUUUCAGGAAGUUUUUGCAAUCUGCCUAGUCGCAUGAUAAUUGAUUUUGACUUGGGGAAGGUUUUACAACUGCCAGGUAAUGCUCAAAUUGGCAGUGGAACGGUAGUACAACAACGGGUUCCUGGGUUACAAAUGGCCAAGGAAACAUUAAUCCCUGAGAAACAGCAAACUCCUGAACUAAAACGGCACAAGUCGAAAGAGAGUGUCAAAAGCAGGAAGAAUUCAUCAAGUGUUCUGCCUGUUCCAAGCAACUUGGAUGGAAGUAAUGCAGAAGGGCAGAACACUAUGGAUGAGGACAUCCAGCUCCACAUUCCAGAUGAGAACGACAAUUGUAAUGACCUGAGUACUGCACUCAGUACCUUUCAGCAAACUUCACCUGCACUGGACAAGAGUGCAUGGAAAGGCUUCUCCUUUGGAGAAUUUGGCAGCCUUCAAUCUCCAAACAACAAGCUCCUGUCCUGUCACUUCACAUCAACGGGAAGGUUGUUGGCUGGUGCAGGAUAUGAGAAGAAGAUCCUCAUAUGGAACAUGGAAACUUUGUCAGUUGAUGUUAUGGAAGGGCAUUCUGACCUCAUCACAGAUAUUCGAUUCAGACCAAAUUCAACAGUUUUUGCGACCUCAUCUUUUGAUAAAUCUCUUCAAAUUUGGGACGCAUCAAAGCCAACAAAUCCUCCAUCUAAGCUUGAUGGUCAUUCUAAACAUGUGAUGUCACUGGAUUUCCAUCCAAGGAUGGGGGAUGUUCUCUGUUCUUGUGAUAGUAGCAACGAAAUGCGGAUAUGGAAUGUCACUAGACAAACAUGUGUUCAUACUUCUCAGGGAGGUAGUAGACAAGUUAGGUUCCAGCCACAACGUGGGGACCUUUUAGCAUCUGCUUCAGGAAACAUCAUCAAUUUGAUCGAUGUUGAAACAAAUAAAAUCACUUACCAGUUUAAGGGACAUGAUAAAGAUGUACGCUCAUUAUGUUGGGAUAAUGGUGGGACAUAUAUAGCCUCUGUCAGUGAAGACAGUGCAAGAAUAUGGACAAUCAACUUAGGUGGAAGGUGCAUUUAUCACCUGCACUGCACUGGUAAUAAAUAUGAGUCGUGCACCUUUCAUCCUGGGUAUGCUCAAUUAAUGGUGAUUGGAACUAACCAGAGACUGGAACUCUGGAGUCCAACUGAUACCAAUAAAACACAGUCGUAUGAUGCACAUGAUGACAUAAUUGCAGCAUUAGCAGAUUCACCGCAUACAGAAACCAUUGCCUCAGCAAGUCAUGACAAUUGGCUGAAGUUGUGGAAAUGACCUUUAGUUUCUUUGUUUCUUUAUCUUUUCUAGUAUGUGAUCAUAAAUGUGUUUACUGUGGAUAAUACCUAAAGGAGACAGCUUUGUUUACUAGGAUCUGGGUGUAAAUAGAUCCAUUGGUGCUGGUAAGAUCAUCAGGAACAAAAUCUGAAGAGAUAUAGCACCAGGGAGAAGAUCAGUUUAGGCGACAAUAAGGCUGGGAUUUGCCAUGUUUUUGGAGAUAGAACUUCCAUUCUAAGGAUGUAGUAUGCACAUAUAUAAAGUGUAAGUAAUCAACCAAUUUCUCAGCUGUAUGUAAAUGUUACUUGAAUCCA
Coffea arabica (coffee) is the source of this 5204-nucleotide messenger RNA. Lineage: Eukaryota; Viridiplantae; Streptophyta; Magnoliopsida; Gentianales; Rubiaceae. The record is from RefSeq and is a predicted model, not a curated record.